UGUCGCAUUUCUGAAGCCAUAUCUUUACAGCCCGAGUCUACCCUUGAAGUAUAUGGCAUUCUGCACAGAGUUCCAGAGGGUCAGUCGGCUCCGGGUGGACUUGAACUGCAGGCCGAUUACUGGCGUCUGCUGGGUUCAGCUCCUCCUGGCGGAAUCGACACUGUUUUGACUUCUGGAAGUGAAAUCGACCUCCAGCUCGAUAACCGACAUCUUAUGAUCCGAGGCGAGAACACUUCAAAAAUUCUUCGUUUAGUAAGUAUCGUUGCCAAAGCCUUCAGGGCGCAUUAUGAAGAUCGUGGUUACACUGAGGUGAGCUAA
Messenger RNA from Protopolystoma xenopodis, 318 nucleotides. The record is from the annotation of a GenBank genome assembly. Lineage: Eukaryota; Metazoa; Platyhelminthes; Monogenea; Polystomatidea; Polystomatidae.